AUGCUUCUGGCGAGCAACAGGGAAACCGACACGGUAGAUCGGGACACAGCCCUACGCAUUCACCUUCAUACACACCAAAGACAUCANGCUGCCGAAGACUCAGUCUAUGUUUUGACUCUUCUAACAGACGCCAAACACCACCGCAUCUUGACCGAGACACGAAAAAAGUACUUUCCUCCUCGAUUGAACAGACUCGAUGCACACAUCACUCUCUUCCACGCACUACCUGGAAGUCUACUCCAGGAAUCGAUCAAGCCAACAUUGAGAGAAUUCUCGAGCAAAACCAGCCAGUUCCAUCUUCUUGCUGCGACACCCUUCCGAUUGAACAAAGGCAUUGCUAUCGGCUUACCCAAAUCUUCAGGUGGCGAUGAUGCGAGACAAGUUCAUCAGCAAUUGAAGGCGGCAUGGUCGGAUUUCCUCAGUCACCAAGAUGCUGGAGGAUUUGCUGCUCAUUACACCAUCAUGAACAAGGUCGAUGACGAAAAGGAAGUGCAAAAGGCAUUUGAGCAGGUGCAGCAUGAAUGGAAAGGAUGCCACGGCACAGUCCUCGGCCUAUCUCUAUUCAAGUACGAUCGAGGAAACUGGGUUCACGACGAGGACUUUAAGUUUACACCAAGUCAAUGA
Aureobasidium uvarum is the source of this 624-nucleotide messenger RNA. NCBI's taxonomy places the organism in Eukaryota, Fungi, Ascomycota, Dothideomycetes, Dothideales, Saccotheciaceae. The record is from the annotation of a GenBank genome assembly.